AUGUCCGCACUUUUCAACUUCCAAUCUCUACUGCUGGUCAUCCUGCUCUUCAUCUGCACCUCGUCAUACGUCCAUGCCACUUUUCCCGCCAUUAUGGACCGGAACAAGACUGGACCCCUCGGCAUCUUCUGGAAAGCAGCCCGAAUUGGCGAACGACUCAGUCCGUACGUGUCCCUGUGCUGCAUCGCCAUGGCCGUCAGCAAGUUGAUUGAGUAG
Yarrowia lipolytica CLIB122 is the source of this 216-nucleotide messenger RNA. The record is from RefSeq and is a predicted model, not a curated record. Lineage: Eukaryota; Fungi; Ascomycota; Dipodascomycetes; Dipodascales.